Molecule: messenger RNA, 2231 nt
Organism: Mangifera indica (mango)
Lineage: Eukaryota; Viridiplantae; Streptophyta; Magnoliopsida; Sapindales; Anacardiaceae
Product: retinoblastoma-related protein-like
Exons: 10
Coding region: 314-2110 (598 amino acids)
Biological process (GO): regulation of transcription by RNA polymerase II; cell differentiation; negative regulation of G1/S transition of mitotic cell cycle
Cellular component (GO): chromatin; transcription regulator complex; nucleus
Molecular function (GO): RNA polymerase II transcription regulatory region sequence-specific DNA binding
Source: RefSeq, a predicted model, not a curated record
GAACCCUUCGCCCUUCUCCAUGAAACUAGAACGACAACCUUAUAUCUUGAUUUUUUGAUUUUAAGAUUUUUCAUUCUUUUGCUAUAUAUUAUUUUUCAUAUGCUCUCCACCGGCUGAGAUUCUUUUGUUUGAUUCUCUUUUUCAAAAGUUUUGAUUUAGUCCUUCUUUUGUUUUGAUUCCUUGCGUCCAAAUUUUGUUUCCUUCAUAAUUACUUAUAAUUUCUUGAUCUGAAUCUCGGUCUAGUAACCUGUAUGAAACCUUGAUAUAGAUAUCUGCACUUUUGAUCGCUACGGUGAAUUUUGAUGGAGUUGGCAUGAAGAAGAUUAAUUGCGGGAUGGACUCAUCAAUGAAAAUUACGGAUUUGGCUACUCCACCGAGGUCUCCUGCACCUGUAAGAAGUAGUCUUAGACUUUCUCAUGGCUUGGUAAAGUUGACAUCAACACCAGUGAGAACAGGAUUGGAUGCUGCAACCUGGCUCCAAACUGUGAUUUCUCCACUUCCUGCAAAGCCAUCAGCAGAAUUGGAGAAAUUUCUUCAAUUGGGUAAUGGCAGUAUACUCAAUCAGGUGGUAAAUAGAGCAAAUAUAAUACUAGAGGCCUUGUUUCCCAGUAGACAAAAGAUUGUUAAUUGGAGCCUGUUGCAUGUCAAUUUGAUGGACAAUUUAUGGACGGGAGAGGAAACUAAAGAAGCCAUGAAAUUGUACUAUAAGGUUUUGGAAUCCAUCUGUAAUUCAGAGGCUAAAAAAUUGAGUGGAGGAGGAGAUUUGAGUGGUUUGUUGACUAAUGAAAAGUUCCACAGAUGCAUGCUUGCUUGUGCAGCUGAGCUAAUAUCUGCAGUGCAUAUUAAAGUUGGUGUAGUGUUGACAGUGGCGAUGCAGAGAACUGGGAUUACAGCAUUUGAUAUGAGCAAAGUGAUAGAGAGUUUCAUCAAACAUGAAGAUUCACUCCCCAGAGAAUUGAAGCGGCACUUGAAUUCUUUGGAAGAGAAAUUGUUAGAAAGCAUUAUGUGGGAAAAGGGCUCUUCUCUUUACAGUGCUCUGAUUGUUGCAAAACCAUCUCUUUCUGAUGAAAUAAAGAGGCUUAAUCUGCUAGCUGAACCUAUGCCAUCACUGGAUGAAAUUGCUAUGAAUAAUCAUGUGGCUUCUGGAGUUUUCCUUCACCAACAACUCCUGAAGUUUUCAGGAGCAAAGAGAACCUGUGAUGAGUAUGGCAACAAGCUGGUAAAAUAUAAUUCUUCUGCUUCAGCAACCCCACCAUUGUCAUCACCAUCUCUGCAAACAGCAUUUGUCAGCCCUACACAAUCAAAUUCACCAAAUAAAGGAAGUACCCACAUGGAUGCAGCAAUCACUCUGAUAUUUAACAAGAUGUGCAAGCUAGCUGCUGUCAAAAUCAAUUCUAUGGCUGAAAGGCUGAAACUUCUACCACAACUACGGGAGAAAAUCUAUUUGCUUUUCCAACAGAUACUUACUCAAAAAGUAUCUCUCUUUUUUAACCGGCGUAUUGAGCAGAUAAUUCUUUGUUGCUUCUAUUUAGUAGUAAGAAAGUUUUCUCCAUUACAGCUAACCUUCCAAGAAAUCGCCCAAAAUUAUGUCAAGGAAACCCAAUGCAGAUCUCAAGAUUUUUGUUGGGUGUUUGUUAGUUGGUCAUCUCACUGCAACAGGAAAGAUGGGGAGAAUCGCGUGAGUAUAAUUAAAUUUUACAAUGAAAUAUUUCUUCCGAAUGUUAAAUAUUUACUGGAGGAGAUUGGAUCCAAGCAAGUUCCUGAUUCUGACAAUGAUCUUUCUCCACGGCCGUCUCUAUUUCCAAGGGUUCCUGAUAUCUCUCCAAAGAAGGUGUCUCCAAUGCUGAAUGUAUAUAGCUCCCCUUUGCAUCCAUCAAAGAAGGAAGCAUUGAACUCACAUGUUGGGAAAAGCUAUUACGCAUUCAUUGGACAGAGUAGUAGUGAAUACCAAAGCCCAUCGAAAGAACUUGAUGCCAUUAACGAGAGCUUAAAUAGGACGAGCGGGAAUGCUACAAGGCGUAUGCUCAACUUCAGUGAUCCUUACGUGACUUUGAUAAGCGACGCUGUUGUGGCCAGGAGUCUGUUCCCUCAAAAUGAUAAUCCUAGCUGAAGUACAAUCAGCUUAAAUUUCUCUUUAAAUUGAUUUUAUUUUCACAAUAUUUUUCUGGUCUACCUUAUGAGUGGAGAAAGUGGUGAACAGCAUAGGAGCAGAAUUGAAGUGCCAAGGGAAG